AGGAAAGGUUUGGGGGACCAUUUCCCAUCUCUCACAUUUCUAUAUUAUUAGUUGCAAUCUCUUAAUCUCUUUACCUAUGGCCCCAUUUUUGGCCCUCUCCACUCUCUAGUGUUUCUAUGCUGGUGUUCUCUUCUCAUUCCACCAACUAAGAUUGCACUUUUGCCUCUCUCUCUCUCUCUCAGCUCAAAAAGACACUCUUUAGACAUUGGCUACUGCUAGAGAAGGUGCUAUGCUUGCUAAGUGCUAACCUUUUCUCUUACCUUUCCAAUCACUUUCUUUUUCUUCGAUUCUAUUAUUCUUUUUAUAUGUUUUCUUUUUUAUUUUUCAAAGCCAUUAUAACUCAGUUCCACAUUUCAAUGUAUGCUUAUAGCAUCAAGAAUCUGAAUUGAUAAAUAAAGAAAAAGACCUCUCCUUUCACCUUAAUUCUGUCCAUUGUUUUUAAUUGAAGAGUGUUCUUUGAGGGAACUGCCCAUAAUCUUGCAUUCUCUGUAACAAGCUGUCUUCUUCUCAUGACCUCUCUGAUGCACUUUUAGGAGUGGUGGAUGUACUUUCAGACUACCCAUUUCUUAAGUUUUCAGGCAGUACCAUCAAUAAUCUACCAAUUUUUCUUUUUUCCUUGUUGAAUUUGUGUGGCUUUCUGCUAUGAGAGAAGCUGAAAUGACUAUACCCCACUUGUUCAUUUGCCCAAUUAGUCUAGACUUGUUCAGAGAUCCAGUGACUCUAUGUACAGGCCAAACCUAUGAUAGAUCAAGCAUAGAAAAAUGGCUUGCUGCAGGUAAUUUCACAUGCCCUGUUACAAUGCAGAAGCUUCAUGAUCUUUCCAUGGUUCCUAAUCACACUCUUCGCCAUUUGAUUAAUGAGUGGCUGCAGAUGGGUCCUCAAUUUGAUCCUGAUCAUCAUCAUCAUCAUCAUCCAGUGACCAUCAAUGAUUCUUUAGCUUCACUUAAACACCACCUUCAAUCUCAUGAGUCUACCUUGGAGAAGAAGUUUCAAUCACUUCAAAGAAUCCAAGCUUUAUCAGAAGAGUCAACAACAAGAAUUUUGUAUUUGCUCCAACUGGGCUUCUUUCCUUUGUUGUUGGAACUUCUUUUUCAAGAAGUGGUCUCUGAAAUAUCCCAAGAAAGCAUCAAUUUUUCAGAGCACGCACUCAGUUGUGUUCUAAGAUUACUUCCUUUCGCCCAAUAUGAGUCUUUAAACAUGCUAAAAGAAGAAUCCAAGUUGCAAUCCUUCAAGAGUUUGCUUGAGCAUGGCACUAGCAAGAUGAAGGUGGGUUUGUGUCAUCUAAUAGAGGCAAUAUCAUCAUCUUCAGAUACAAGAGAGUUAUGCUCUAUACUUGGCCAAAAUCACGGACUAUUACAAGGGCUAGUUCUUCUUGUUCAAGACAAUUGCGAGGCACCUGAGGCAGGAAUAAAAGCCAUAUCUGCAUUAUGCUCAUCGGAAUCAAACAGAGAUAAUAUGGUUCAAGGAGGUGUGUUGAAAGGACUCCUAACAUAUAUUUCUAAUGCAGAAAGAUGCCAUAGAAAUCUAAUAUCAAGAGCAAUGGCUACAAUUGAGCUUCUUCUAGAAUUAGACACUGCAAAAGAGGCAGUGAUAAAUAAUCCAGAUGGCAUUGGUGCUUUAGUUAAGAUGGUUUUCAGGGUAUCUGAUCAUGAAGGCAGUGAAAGUGCUGUUAGAUCACUCAUGAUUCUAUGUGGUGAUUCAUUACAGGCUAGGGAAGAAGCAAUAAGUGCUGGAGUUUUGACACAGGUUCUAUUGCUUUUGCAGAGCCAGUGCAGUGGUAGGACCAAAACCAGAGCAAGAAUGUUGCUUAAGCUGCUAAGAUCCAAGUGGAAUGAACAACCAAAGAAUAUUGUUUAGGUCAGAAAAAUUAAUGAGAUGUUUUUGAUGUUUAUGUGGGGUCUUGUUUGAUAUAUGGUGUAAAAAGAAAAAAAGAAGUGUAAUCUGUGUAAAGAAACAAUUUGCAAAUUUAUCUUUAUAUUUGAUGCAUUAGAUAAUAAUAAUUGAAUUCAAUUAAAA
Molecule: messenger RNA, 2016 nt
Organism: Ricinus communis (castor bean)
Lineage: Eukaryota; Viridiplantae; Streptophyta; Magnoliopsida; Malpighiales; Euphorbiaceae
Product: U-box domain-containing protein 26
Exons: 1
Coding region: 643-1857 (404 amino acids)
Biological process (GO): protein ubiquitination
Molecular function (GO): ubiquitin protein ligase activity
Source: RefSeq, a predicted model, not a curated record